CGAUGUACCGGGCCAUUUCUGCAUACUUCUCAUGGGGAGGAAUGUUGUCACUGACACCCUGCUCCACAGGCGCUCCGCUUCUCCGGACCUCAUCGAACAGAAAUGCAAGCGGACGUUCCACCAGGAUCACUCUUUCUACGAUCUGAUUCUGAGGCCCUCCAGCGUAUUCAGCUCUUAGCCUCGAUGAGGCUGUGAUGAGGCAGAAAAGAAGGAACUUUGGGAGACUCAUGUCGACCUGUCGUGACACCAUGCUUUCAUACUUAGGCAAUGGCGACUUCCUACGUGCAUUCACGUGAAUUUCCUCCUUUACUACGACGGGAUUGACUGGGCCGUAAGGGUAUAUUAGGGGGUGACUAGAACCUCGAAUUUGGCUCUAGAGCCUUUCUCUUGAAGACUUCUGUGCAAGACAGUCCGCACACCUGGGCCUAUUCACAAAGACAUGGAUGGUAGUCCUACUCACGUUUCUUAUGAGCGUUCGAAGUCCGCUUCAAAUAUUUUCGAGAAAAAACCCUUCCUCAUCGGAGUUGCUGGGGGCACAGCAUCCGGAAAGUCAACAGUAUGCCGCCGAAUAAUGGAGAAAUUGGGACAGGAUGAGAUGGAUGACACCCAGAGACAGGUCGUAUGCAUCACGCAAGACAGUUUCUACAAGGAGUUAAAUUCAGAGGAUGGUUUGAAGGCCAGGAAAGGAAAAUACAACUUUGACCAUCCUGAUGCUAUGGACUUUGACUUGCUGCUAGAUACACUCCAAGCAAUCUUGCAUGGGAAAAAGUGUCAAGUACCUGUAUAUGAUUACUCAACAAAUUCAAGGUUGUUGGUGUAUUUCAGAAUUCUGAAAGGAUCUUGUGCUCCUCUGUAUUCCAGAAAAAAGGAUGAAUUCAUCACCAUUCAUCCUGCAGAUGUGGUUCUUCUGGAAGGGAUCCUUGUGUUCUAUUGCAAGGAGAUACGUGAUUUGUUUCAUAUGAAGCUCUUUGUUGACACUGAUUCUGAUACUCGUUUGAUGAGGAGAGUUUUGAGGGAUGUGAAGGAAAGAGGAAGAGAUUUGGAGCAUGUCCUCAAUCAAUACCUUUUGUUUGUGAAGCCAUCUUUCGAGAACUUCUGUUUACCUACCAAGAAGUUUGCUGAUGUGAUCAUUCCCCGGGGUGCUGAUAAUUCAGGUAAGCUCUAG
This is a messenger RNA of Darwinula stevensoni, 1165 nucleotides long. The record is from the annotation of a GenBank genome assembly. Lineage: Eukaryota; Metazoa; Arthropoda; Ostracoda; Podocopida; Darwinulidae.